Zea mays is the source of this 915-nucleotide messenger RNA. Its product is annotated as homeobox-leucine zipper protein ATHB-6. Lineage: Eukaryota; Viridiplantae; Streptophyta; Magnoliopsida; Poales; Poaceae. Gene Ontology annotation, cellular component: nucleus. Gene Ontology annotation, molecular function: DNA-binding transcription factor activity, RNA polymerase II-specific; sequence-specific DNA binding. The record is from RefSeq and is marked validated. Gene Ontology annotation, biological process: positive regulation of DNA-templated transcription.
ACUUGCUACUACUACACACAAACACAGCUAGCCGGCGCUGCCAGGUUGGCUUUGGCGAGCAACGACGACGACGACGGCGCUCAGGACUCAGGUGCUUUCGGUUCAGGCGGAGGAGGGCAUGGAGCGCGGCGACUGCCAGUUCACGGUGGUGCCGCCGCGGCAGUACGACGAGGCCCAGUUCAUGCACCAGCUGAUGGUGGCCGGCGACCAGCAGGACCCCGCGGGCGCGGGGCGGGGAGCUGCCGCCGCCGGCGGGGAGAGGAAGCGGCGGUUCACGGAGGAGCAGGUGCGGUCGCUGGAGACGACGUUCCACGCGCGGCGCGCCAAGCUGGAGCCCCGGGAGAAGGCGGAGCUGGCGCGGGAGCUUGGCCUGCAGCCGCGCCAGGUGGCCAUCUGGUUCCAGAAUAAGCGUGCGCGGUGGCGCUCCAAGCAGCUGGAGCAUGACUACGCCGCGCUCAGGGCUCAGUUCGACGCGAUGCACGCCCGCGUCGAGUCGCUCAGGCAGGAGAAGAUCGCGCUCGCCGCGCAGGUAGACGAGCUGCGGGGGAGGCUGAACGAGCGGCAAGACCAGAGCGGCAGCUGCGAGGUCAACGACGCGGAGGCGGCGGCGGACGACAAGAGGAACAAUAGCACCAGCUCCCUCGUGCAGGACGACGGCGCCACGCCGCCGCCGGCUGCAGUAGACGCCUCCGAGGACUCGGCGGCGACCGGCGAGUACUACGACCACGUCGCGUACGAGUACGAUGGCCUGCACGACCCCUUCGUCUGCGCCACUCCGGACCUGUGGGAUACGUGGCCGCUGCUGGAGUGGAACGCGGUGGCCUGAAACCUCGAUCGUGUACUCGUCGUCAUGUCUCUGUAUCUAGUGCACGUGUGGUGGAUUCAUGGUGAUUCCUUAUAUAGCUAGCUAGCCCC